AUGUUCGAGGAGCAGGCCACCAAGGUGAAGAUCACGUCGGUGGUGAUCGUGGUGGGCAUGUCGGCCAUGCUGGCCGCCGUGGUGACGGACCACUGGGCCGUCCUCAGCCCCCGCGUGGACCAGCUCAACGCCACCUGCCAGGCCGCCCACUUCGGCCUCUGGAGGCUGUGCAAGAAAAGCAUCUUCAUGGUGCAGGAGGACCCCCAGGGCAAAGGCUGCGGCCCCAUCGGCUUACCUGGAGCCAAGAACUGCUCCUACUUCAAGCACUUCACAUCCGGAGAAGAAGCAGAAGUUUUUGAAGUGAAGACCCAGAAGGAGUACAACAUUUCGGCGGCGGCCAUCGCCAUUUUCAGCCUGUUCUUCAUGAUCUUGGGCACCCUGUGCGUCAUCUUCUCCUUCGGGAAGGGCCGCGAUUACCUGCUGAGGCCUGCUGGGAUGUUCUUCGCCUUCGCAGGGCUCUGCAUCAUCAUCUCGGUGGAAGUCAUGCGCCAGUCGGUCAAGAGGAUGAUCGCCAGCGACGAGACCAUCUGGAUUGAGUACUACUACUCGUGGUCCUUCACGUGUGCCUGCGCCUCUUUCACCCUCCUCAUCCUCAGCGGUGUGGCCCUCCUCCUCAUCUCCAUGCCGCACAUGCCCAGAAACCCCUGGGAGACCUGCAUGGACGCCGAGCCCGACACCUUAGAUUAG
This is a messenger RNA of Phycodurus eques (leafy seadragon), 687 nucleotides long. It is a transcript of the gene cacng1b, whose product is annotated as calcium channel, voltage-dependent, gamma subunit 1b. Lineage: Eukaryota; Metazoa; Chordata; Actinopteri; Syngnathiformes; Syngnathidae. Gene Ontology annotation, cellular component: membrane; L-type voltage-gated calcium channel complex. Gene Ontology annotation, biological process: regulation of calcium ion transmembrane transport via high voltage-gated calcium channel; calcium ion transmembrane transport. Gene Ontology annotation, molecular function: voltage-gated calcium channel activity; calcium channel regulator activity. Bases 1 to 687 code for a protein of 228 amino acids. The record is from RefSeq and is a predicted model, not a curated record. The transcript has 4 exons.